Messenger RNA from Daphnia magna, 1326 nucleotides. RefSeq lists its product as uncharacterized. Lineage: Eukaryota; Metazoa; Arthropoda; Branchiopoda; Diplostraca; Daphniidae. The transcript has a single exon. The record is from RefSeq and is a predicted model, not a curated record. The coding region runs from base 1 to 1326 and encodes 441 amino acids.
AUGGACGUUCAAGACGCCCAUCUAAACAUCGAGGAUCGUCGCCCUCCAACUGGAGUUCGGGGUCCUAAUGCUGUGCUCACCCCAUUUGGCUGGUGCGUUGUUGGAAAGACCUAUCCAUUACCGGCAGUGGAAGAUCCAAGCAUAAAUUUCGUUAAGCUGGGAACGAUCGAGCAGCUGGAAGAGUGCGUCGAAAGGUUUUGGAAAACCCAAUCUCUCCCAGUUCGUGAGGCCCCCAGUACAUUUAUGUCGUCGUCAGACCGUGUCGCAAUGGACCAACUCGAAUCGACCAUUCGGCACACUGGAACGCGUUACGAAGUAGGCUUUCCUGUUCGCCCGCAUUGCCCGAAGUUGCCGGACAACAAAGAGUUUGCACGUCGCAAGUUCUUCGCACUGGAGAGGAGACUUCUUUUAGACAACGACCUUCGCCAAGCAGUUACGGCGCAGAUGAAGGAGGUGUUUUGCAGCGGCCACGCAGUGAAAAUCACUUCUGCAGCUCCCGAUUCCAAGGUGUGGUUCCUUCCUUAUCAUCCGGUUCGACAUCCAACGAAGCCUAGCAAGAUUCGUCUCGUUUACGACGCUGCUGCCCUGUUUAAAGGAACCGCGAUCAACGACAUCCUGCUGAAAGGUCCAGAUCUCACCACGCAGUUAUUGGCCGUGCUGCUUCGGUUCCGUGAAAGGAGAAUUGGCGUUACUGCGGACAUUGCGAAAAUUUUUUAUCAAGUGCUGGUUCGUGAGUCAGAUUGCACGAUGUUUCGUUUUUUGUGGCGCGAGCCUGGAACCGAAGAUCCUAUCCAGGAAUUCCAGAUGACGGUGCACAUUUUCGGUGCUGUCUCAUCGUCAACGGUUUGCAGCUUUGCCCUUCAGCGCCUCGAAAAGGAUGCGCCCGAAUACCUGAAGGAAGUCGCGAGGCGUAUUCGUUCCAGCUUUUAUGUGGACAACCUGUUGUCGUCGUUCGACGAAGUGGAUGAAGGCGUUUCCAUCAGUCAGAAGCUGGUUGAACUACUCAAGCUCGUUGGUUUCGACCUCGUCCAGUUUCUGAGCUCUUCGCGUUCGUUGUUGGACCAACUUCUGUCUUCCUCUCGUCUGUUUCCCGAGCUCGGUCUAGAUUUCGACGAUUUGCCCACCGAGCGCACGUUGGGGUAUCUGUGGAGUUGUGAGCGAGACGAGUUCGUUUUUCGUUUUAAGAAGACAGAAGAGGCCUUUUCAAAACGCUCGAUUCUUUCUGCAAUUUCGAGCAUCUAUGAUCCCCUUGGUCUCCUAGCACCCGUCGUUUUGGUGGCGAAAAUCAUCUUCAGGACAUCUGGCAACUCAAAGGUGGCUGGAUGA